AUGGUGCUGGUGGGCAACAAGUCUGAUCUGGCGGAGCAGCGCGAGGUCAGCGAGGAGGACGGCCGCGCCUUUGCCGAGGCGCACCGCAUGCUGUUCUUUGAGUCAUCCGCCAAGACAGCUGCCAAUGUGGCUGACGUGUUUGACGCACUGGCUAUGCGGCUCACGGGUGCCAGCCUGCCCGUGUCGUCCAGCGCGCCUGCAGUGUCAUGA
This is a messenger RNA of Monoraphidium neglectum, 210 nucleotides long. RefSeq lists its product as hypothetical. Gene Ontology annotation, molecular function: GTPase activity; GTP binding. The transcript has a single exon. The coding region runs from base 1 to 210 and encodes 69 amino acids. NCBI's taxonomy places the organism in Eukaryota, Viridiplantae, Chlorophyta, Chlorophyceae, Sphaeropleales, Selenastraceae. The record is from RefSeq and is a predicted model, not a curated record. Gene Ontology annotation, cellular component: trans-Golgi network.